This is a messenger RNA of Phodopus roborovskii (desert hamster), 2835 nucleotides long. RefSeq names its product HEAT repeat containing 3 (gene Heatr3). Lineage: Eukaryota; Metazoa; Chordata; Mammalia; Rodentia; Cricetidae. Bases 167 to 2209 code for a protein of 680 amino acids. The transcript is spliced from 15 exons. The record is from RefSeq and is a predicted model, not a curated record. Gene Ontology annotation, biological process: protein import into nucleus; ribosomal large subunit biogenesis.
CGUGCGCAAGCGCGCAGCUUUUCCACGUGUGCUCAGGCCGUCAGCCCGGCCCAGCUGAGGAGAGACGCCAAGUGCCGUCGGAGGCUGGGAGUUGGCACGGGCCCGGCCGACCCCAUCGCCUGCUUCUGUCUUCCUCUCCCGGUCUCUCACCGCAGCCUGCGUCGCCAUGGGUAAGAGUCGGACGAAGCGCUUCAAGCGACCUCAGUUCUCCCCUACCGGUAGCUGUCAGGCCGAGGCGGCGGCUGCGGCGAACGGGGCUGAAGACGAAGAGGACGACGGGCCGGCGGCGGAACUUCUAGAAAAGCUCCAGCACCCGAGCGCGGAGGUCCGCGAGUGCGCCUGCGCGGGGCUGGCCCGACUGGUGCAGCAGCGGCCGGCGCUGCCAGACUUGGCCCGCCGCGAUGCUGUGCGCCGGCUCGGUCCGCUGCUGCUGGACUCCAGUCUGGCGGUCCGGGAGACGGCGGCCGGAGCUCUGAGAAAUCUCAGUGCUUGUGGAGGUUUUGAAGUUUGUGAUGACAUGGUGGCUAAGGACAUCAUGACACCCCUGGUGGCGCUACUGAGAGAGUGUAGCACUGGACUGGAUUCAAAUGAGAUGUCUCCACAGGAGAAAACCGAUAAGAACAGAAAUUCUAUUGAAAGCAUAGCCAAUGAGGCUGUGAACGUGCUGUGGAAUGUCUGUGAAUGCAGUAGUAGAGCAGUAUCUAUAUUCAACAAAGAAGGGUGUUUGGAGAGUGUAUUAAAGUACUUAUGUAGGUUCCCCACCAGUAUUGACCUGGCUGUUUCCGCAGCAUAUUGCUUGCAGACAGUAACUGAAGAUAAUCCAGAGCUCCUGAAGUAUUUUGAUGGCACAGCACUUCGUGUGCUGGAGUCUGCUUUGCUUUGUCCUGUCACCUCUAUGGAAUACAUUCUGCUAAAGACACUGGUAGCAGGCACAAUAUGGAACCUAAAGGACAUUAUUCCAUCUAAGAGUCAGGCAGAAAUCAUAAAUGCCAUACUAAAGGUCUUGUCUGAAGCUCUGGAGGUAAAUGCUGCCGACACAGUCAUUCAGAUGAAAGAGGCUGAAACCCAGCGGUUGAAAACAGCUUCAGAGACUGAGGACACACUAGCAAACACUAAUGGUGAUGAUAUAGUUGAAGAUGAUGAAAUGGAAGAAAUUCCUCGUAAAAAAAAACUCAGAAGGAAAACAUUUAUUUCCGAUUUACUUCCAUCUACUGACAAGGAGCUGAGAGAGACCAUGGCGUUGCUGACAGCUCAGCAGACUGCUCUGGAAGUUAUUGUCAACAUGUGCUGCAGUGAAGAUCCCUCUGAUGAUGAAUGGGAAGAACUUUCUAGUAGUGAUGAAAGUGAAGCCUUUAUGGAAAACUCCUUCAAUGAGUGCAGUGGGCAGCUGCUGUCCCCAUUGUGCCUGUCCCAUGAGAUUCACACUGCCCUUACCAACUGCCUCAUCCCAAAGAAGGUUUUUGAGAAAACUGCUUCACCAAACAGUAUUGCCAUUGACAUAUGUUCUAGGAACCCUACUUGGAAACCUUUGAUUAAGAAAUUGAACACUAUUCAGUGUAGAGCACUUAUGUGUCUCCAGAGUCUUGUGUCUCUCCUGGAUAUGGACCAUCUUGGAGGAGCCCCAGCUCUUCAGACACUUGCACAGCAUCUGUCACAACUUCUUUUUUCUCAGCCAGAUUUUGCUAAACAUGCUGAUUUUCUAGAAGCCAUAAGUAGUGCUUUGAGGGCCCUCUUGCAAGCAAUGGCUGCCAAGAAUAUUCCACAGUGUAUGACACCUGAGCAGCUGAUGACACUAUGCAGAGCAGGCAUUCAUAGUAGCAAUAUCGGGGUUCGAGUGAAUGUGGUCAGUAUUUUAGGGAUCACUGGCAGCGUCCUAGCCAAAGAAGAUGGCACACUUGAAACUCUAAAGACCAUUGGGUGCUUUCUGCUGGAAGUUGCCACCAAAGACCCUUCCCUCGUGGUAACAGGAGAGGCUUUGGAUGCCCUCUUUGAUGUUUUUGCAGAUGGUGAAGAAGCUGAAAAGGCCUCAGUUCAAAUUAAAUUGUUAUCUACUUUGAAAGAAUUCCAGCCAGUCUUCAAGAUGAAGAUACGGAAAGAGGGGAGGGGCAAAUACAGUCCAGAUCAGCUGUGUGUUCUUGACAACGUGAAGAUGAAUUUAAGACGGUUUGUUGCUUACCAGGAGACUGUUGAGAAAAGACUGACUUCUUAACCCAUCAGGAGGACCAGAGUUGGGGCCAGCACAGCAGCUGCACGCCUGCCUGGCAUGGUGGCCUGCAUGAUUUUCUAAAGCCCAAAGCUCAAAGUAAAAUGAGAGAGACUGUUUCUCCGGGUGGGUGUAACUCUGAGAAUACUAAAGGGUUUCCUUUGAGUGUACAUGCUUCCCAAAGCCUUUUGUUUCUUUUUUGAGACAUGUUCUUCUUAGGUAGCCCUGCCUGGCCAAGAACUCAGAGUUCUACCUACCUCAGUUUCCUAAUUACUGGGAUUUAAAGUAUCUGGUACCACACCCGGUCUCCAAAAGCCAGGGAUAGUUUGAGGUUGAGAACCUGUAGGAAAUGUGUAUUACAGCCAGAAAUCUCUGUCCUUCUGCUACAUCUUCUGCAUAUUUUAGCCACUGGAAAUGAAAAGUGCAAAUGCAUCACAACCUCAGGUGGUCCUGAUUUUCCCUUCUCAGUUCUAGGAGCAGCGUUCAGGCAGGACCUUGCUCCUGCUAGGCAAGCACUCUACAACUAACUACACCCUAACCCUCAAGUGGUUCUUAACUACUUUGUGGGCAAUAAAUAAAUUUUAGACAGUUAUGUCCUUCAGCUUUGUAAGAAAAGAAAUUAAUUCAUUGCU